GUCAAAACUCGUGAAAUAUCUGUAAAAUAAUGUCUCAAAGAAGAACAAUGAAUAGUAAAAAGUUUGCGAAACAAGGCGGUGUUGCGCUGUGUCUGAGCCCUCAGGGCCGUCGAAAUGGUGAGGCGUUGGUGCGAUUCAUAAACCAAGAGCACCGGGAUAUGGCACUCAAGAGGCAUAAGCACCACAUUGGCCAGAGAUAUAUCGAGGUCUAUCGGGCCAAUGGCGACGAUUUUGUCAAUGUUGCCGGAGGCAACAAUAACGAGGCGCAGGCUUUCCUCUCCCGUGGCGGACAAGUGAUUGUACGGAUGCGGGGACUGCCCUACGAUUGCACCGCUCAACAAGUGAUUGAAUUCUUCGCCAACGGAGACAAUAGUUGUGAAGUAAUGCAUAGCGAAGAGGGCGUCCUAUUUGUCCGCAAAUCCGAUGGCAGAGCCACUGGAGACGCGUUCGUACUCUUCGAGACUGAAGACCUGGCUUUGAAAGCCCUUCAAAAACACCGGGAAGUGAUUGGCGCCCGAUAUAUAGAACUCUUCAGAAGUACAACCGCUGAAGUUCAACAGGUUCUCAACCGAAGUAUGGAUCCGAGAACUUUUGAGCCCCAACUACCCUUAAUAGCGAGUCUACCACACGUCCCACUCAUACCUCAACAACUCUUACCGUCCGGUUCUCGCAAAGACUGUAUUCGACUGCGAGGUCUGCCUUAUGAGGCACAGGUCGAGCAGAUCCUUGAGUUCUUAGGAGAACACGCGAAGAAUAUUGUCUUUCAAGGGGUACAUAUGGUAUAUAAUGCACAGGGUCAGCCAUCGGGUGAAGCAUUCAUUCAAAUGGAUUCGGAACAGUCGGCUCUAUUGGCGGCCCAACAGAGACAUCAUCGGUAUAUGAUAUUUGGCAAAAAGCAACGAUAUAUAGAAGUGUUUCAGUGCUCUGUGGACGACAUGAAUCUGGUGCUGACGGGCGGUAUUCCUGUACAAAGACAACUCCUAUCUCCAGGAGGAACACUACUACCACCGCCUUACGGCGCUUAUCCAUAUCCCGUACAAACAUCGCAAGUAAUGCCAACAGCCGUGUCAACAGCUCCGACACCGGCCAGAAUCCCGGCCUCAUUCGCUUAUCCUAAUCCAUUUAAUCUAAUCUACUGGCCAUACCCAUCACCACCAGUCUCUCCGACCACAUACUACGCCCAUUCGGGCCCAACUAUGCUGACCACGGAUUGCAUUCAACUGCAGCGUAACGGUGACGGCAGACCCAAUGGCGAGGCUGUGGUGACGUUCCCCUCGCGGGCCGACGCCGAGCGUGCAAUACAGCUUAACUUCUUUAAUGGUUGGGAGCUGACCACGGAUUGCAUUCAACUGCAGCGUAACGGUGACGGCAGACCCAAUGGCGAGGCUGUGGUGACGUUCCCCUCGCGGGCCGACGCCGAGCGUGCAAUACAAGAGAAGAAUCGCCAGAACAUAGGGAACCGGUAUAUUGAACUCUUCAUGGCUUGAUUGCCACCCAUUUUAGACAAAUAAUGAAAUUGUGAACCUGUUCUGCAUUUCUCGAUGCAAUCGAUUGUAUUAAUAAGU
Molecule: messenger RNA, 1565 nt
Organism: Oppiella nova
Lineage: Eukaryota; Metazoa; Arthropoda; Arachnida; Sarcoptiformes; Oppiidae
Source: the annotation of a GenBank genome assembly